AUGGUUGAUGAAAGUGUAUUAGCAAUCAAUUCAUCGGUUCAGUUUGAUGAAAGUAUUUCACAUUAUGAAAUUCACGCUCAUCAACCUUAUGGAUCUUCAAGUUUUAAUAAUAGUGAUGAAAUAAGAAUCACUAUUCAAAAUCAAGAUUUAUUUAUUCUUCCAUCAAAAAGUUUUUUACAUAUAAGUGGUAAACUAAGUAAAAAAAAUACUCAAACAGCUCCAACAAAAGUUAAAUUAGUACACAAUGCAAUGUGUCAUAUGUUUGAUGAAAUUCGAUAUGAAAUCAAUGGUAUAGAAGUUGAUAAAUCAAAAAAUGUUGGUGUUACAAGUACAAUCAAAAAUUAUCUUUCAAUUAAUGCAUCAACUAACUUGGAAAAUGCUGGGUGGAUGAGUAUCGAUGAAAAUGUACAGUUGACGAACGAUGAUGGAUAUUUUGAUGUAUGUAUACCAUUGAAAAUGCUUCUAGGAUUCGCUGAAGAUUAUAAAAAAAUUAUUGUAAAUGCAAAACAUGAAAUUAUUCUGAUACGUUCACGUAAUGAUAUCAAUUCAAUAAUUCCAAACGAUGAUACAGUUGUUGCUGAAGAACAAAUUGACAUCAAUAUUAUGAAAAUAGAGUGGCUCAUACCAUAUGUUAUGUUAUCAAAUAAACAAAAAAUUGAAAUGAUGAAAUAUAUUCAAAAAGAUCCAUUAAUCUCUAUAGGAUUUCGAUCAUGGGAAUUAUAUGAAUAUCCACUUUUACCAAGAACUAAUAAACAUAUUUGGACUAUAAAAACUGCAUCCCAAUUAGAAAAACCUCGAUAUGUUAUCCUUGUUUUUCAAACAAAUAGAAAAAAUCAAUGGAAUAAAAAUGCUAACAACUUCGAUCAUUGUAAUAUUAGUGAUGUUAAAUUACAUUUGAAUUCUCAAAUUUAUCCUUAUGGAAAUUUGAAUCUUGAUAUAAAUAAAAAUCAGUUUGCAUUAUUAUAUGAAAUGUAUGCAAAUUUCAGUGAAUCAUACUAUGGAAAUCAACAACAAUUUUCAAUUUCAAAAGAAAUAUUCAAAUCAAAAUUACCUUUUAUUGUGAUUGAUUGUAGCAGACAAAACGAAAUGUUAAAAAGCGGACCAGUUGAUGUGCGUUUAGAAUUUGAAUCAAAAGAAAACUUUCCUGCGGAUACAUCAGCGUAUUGUUUAAUAAUUCAUGAUCGUAUAUUAGAAUAUAAACCGAUUAGUGGUAUUAUUAGAAAAUUAAUAUGA
Aphidius gifuensis is the source of this 1233-nucleotide messenger RNA. RefSeq lists its product as uncharacterized. The record is from RefSeq and is a predicted model, not a curated record. Bases 1 to 1233 code for a protein of 410 amino acids. Lineage: Eukaryota; Metazoa; Arthropoda; Insecta; Hymenoptera; Braconidae. The transcript has a single exon.